AUGUCCUUCCCCGGCGGCCAGUUCAUCAUCCGCAACCGCGAGAACCACCGCGUGCUCGACGACAAGGACAUGUCCCCCGACGCCGGCAAUCCCAUCAUUGACUAUAACUACAACCCGAGCGGGGAUAACUCUAACCAGCGCUGGACCUACCGAGACGGCCGCCUCGUCAACGUGCACUCAAACCUCUACCUCACCUUCAAAAACCUCGAACCCGAGUCUACCGCCACACAGGAGGGCUACAGGGGCGAGGGCCAGCAAUUCAAGUACAAUCAGGGCAUCAUCAGCCUUGUCAAUGAUGACGACCGGGUCGUCGGUGCGUGGGACUACGACGUCAAGAUCGUGAAACCCGAUCCUUAUGAUAAUGCCCGCCGCUGGGACCUCAUGCCUAUUUAG
Molecule: messenger RNA, 393 nt
Organism: Cordyceps fumosorosea ARSEF 2679
Lineage: Eukaryota; Fungi; Ascomycota; Sordariomycetes; Hypocreales; Cordycipitaceae
Product: conidial wall protein
Exons: 1
Coding region: 1-393 (130 amino acids)
Source: RefSeq, a predicted model, not a curated record